This is a messenger RNA of Symbiodinium natans, 2220 nucleotides long. Lineage: Eukaryota; Dinophyceae; Suessiales; Symbiodiniaceae. The record is from the annotation of a GenBank genome assembly.
AUGCGGAAGAAACCACCAAGCACGAGAUGUGCAGCCAAAGCGGCUGGCAAAUGGCGGGCUGCAAUCUUGAGGCUCACAGACUCUCGGCAGAGCCGAUGCCAAGGGAACGUUGUCAUUCUUAACACUGCCCUCCGCGAUUGCCGGAGAGCUGCGAGGUGGCGCUUGGUGCUGUUACUCACUGAAAGUGCAGGGAACCUUGGGAUCAAGCCCGACCUCGUCACAAUCAACACAGCGCUGGCCUCCUUGGGCAGCCGCGGACUUUGGCAGGAUUCCUUGGCAGCCCUUGCUGCGCUGGGCAGCAAUUCGGACAUGAUCAGCUUCAAUACCGUACUCGGCACAUUGGCCCAGCAGUGGAAGUGGGCAUUGCAGAUCUUCGGCGAGGUCAAGGAACGGCGCUUGGGGGAUGCGGUAACCUACACGACGGCGUGUGCUGCCUCGGCCAAGUCACACUGGGCGAUGGGUGCCGGGCUCCUGCAAGAUGCAAAGGUCGCAGACACCCCCCUCGAUGUCGCCGCAUUCAAUGCCCUCAUGCACAUAUACGAGCAACGGGGGGCCUGGGUGCAAUCGGCAUGCCUUUUGGCCCAGCUAUCUUUAGCCACUUUAGAGGCUGACGGCUUAACCUACAACGCAGUCCUGCGGGCGUCGGGUGAAAGCAGCCAGUGGAGAAAGGCACUUUCUGCAUUGGUCCCGAUGUACACUCAGAACGUCAGUGUCACAGCCAUCACCUGCAAUUCUCUCCUUCGGAGUUAUGCAGAUGGCAAUUGGCCGGCUAUCAUUUUCCUGCUGGCGCAUUUCCGAGACACAGCAGUGGAAGCUGAUACUGUCUCGUUCAACACGGCACUCAGUGCAGGCAAGCGUGGAGCAUGGGAAGCCAUGGGCAUGUUGUUGGGCGAAUCUCGUGCCACAGCCAUCAGAGCAGAUACUUUCACGUACAGCGCGGCAUGCGCAGGCUGCGAAGGCCUGGAAAGCUGGCGACUGGCGGGAGUAUUGAUAAGUGACUACACCGCGCAAAGGCUCGGCGCAAGCCUGGAAGUUCUGAAUUCUGCGAUUGGUGCCUGCAAGGCUGCGGGGAAGUGGGAGCAGGCCAUGCUGCUGAUCCAGGAGGCACGAGCCCAGCAGCUGCAUCCAGAUGCUGUCACCUUCGCAGCAGCCAUCACUGCUUGUGAGAAGGGCAGUGCCUGGGCUAUGGCCCUUCAGAUGUUCACAGACAUGGCCGAGGCCGAUGUCGAGCCUGAUUUGGUUGCCUUCGGAGCCGUGGUCAAUGCCUGUGGCAGCAGUAGAAGCAGCACCCAAGUCAAGAGGCUUCUUAACAGACUGGAGCUGCCGGUGCUGGGGCUCAACCUCAUUAUUGCCAAUGCAGCCAUCAGUGCUCUUGCGAGGUGCAGCGAGUGGGAGGAGGCUUCCGCCAUCUUCAGAGAGGUCGUACGUCAAUCUCUUCGCGCGGAUGCCAUCACAUACAAUGCGGUCUUGAGUGGUCAUGCUGGUCGAGGCACCUGGCUCGAAGCUCUCGGGUUGCUGUCGGAGUUGUGUCACCGUGGGCUGGAAGCAGACAUCAUCUCCUACUCCACUGCCAUAAGUGCUUGUGAGGAGGGGCAGCAGUGGCCUCAAGCGCUGGGCAGCUUUGUGCUUUUGCAGGGCUGCGGGAUUGAAUGCAGCACCAUCUCUCAGAAUGCUGUGCUUGCAGCACUUGCCAGAGGCGGUCGCUGGUUGCAAGCCUUGACUGAGGUGGCCCACAUGAAGCAACACGGGCUCUCAGCCACAGAGGUCACCUUAAACUCAAUUGUCAGUGCAUGCGAGCACGACGGGAAAUGGCAGGCUGCACUGCUGCUUUGCAAGGCCACGACUGCUGCAGCGCUGCGCGUAGAUGCAAAAACACACAACGCUGCGAUUCUGGCCUGUGCAGUUUCUGCAAAGUGGCUGUGUGUUCUGGACAUGCUGAACGACUUGAGCUCUGCGCACUAUGCCAUUGACAGUGUCGCCUAUGCCUCCGCCAUCGACGCGUGUGGCAUGCACUUUCAGCAGAGUGCUGCACUCUUGAGUGACGUGGCCCAGGCCACGGCCGCGGAAGUACGAGAGGCGCUCUCUUCAGAAGCGGAAAAAAAGGCGCUGUCUGGGAGUUGUCCGGUAAUGUGCUCUGCUAAUUAUUGGGUCGCCUCGGGGAGAAAGGCAAACCAAACCACCCCCUGCAAAGUGCAGGGGCAUUGCAGGGUUGUACGGUAA